Lentinula edodes (shiitake mushroom) is the source of this 3443-nucleotide messenger RNA. RefSeq lists its product as uncharacterized. The transcript has 14 exons. Bases 180 to 3443 code for a protein of 1087 amino acids. The record is from RefSeq and is a predicted model, not a curated record. Lineage: Eukaryota; Fungi; Basidiomycota; Agaricomycetes; Agaricales; Omphalotaceae.
AUUAAUCUCAUUCUCAUCAUGUGCAGUGUCCGUCUGUUAAGGGCCUUUGAUUGUAGACACAAUCUAGGGAUAUCAGAGCAGAUAAAAGCCUCUCUGCCCUUGCGCUUUUCUAAACAUUACCAUAAAACAUCCCACACCGUUCAUCAGUAGAGACUCAGCUUUAUCGCCCAUCUCAGCCAAUGCCUUCCGGUAUCAGAACAGCACCUUUAUUUCCAGCUCUUGGUGACGAGUCGCAGUUAAACCUGCCUGAUUUACUCGACUUCAACCUCAACCAUAAUCCCGACUUCCCGCUUUACGUGUAUCCAAAUGCUGAUUCUUCCGUCACGGAAAUCAAAACGCUGGAAUUCGUUCGCGCCGCUCAUCGCGUCGGGAAUAUCGUUCGGGGAAGCUCCGCGCCUGGUGGCGUUGUAGCGAUCGUCGCCAACAUAGACGUUAUCGUAUACGCUGCUUUAAUCGCUGGUAUAAUGAAGGCCGGCCUAGUGCCGUUUCCUAUAUCACCCCGAAACUCGUCUGCUGCACUUCUCCAUCUCCUUCGACAGACAUCCACGCACCGAAUCCUUAUGACAAAAACCACUCUGCGAGGUGUGAUGGAUGGCCUGCAAGCCGAACUCCGUACGGUUGAUCCGACCUAUGAGCUUAGCAUCGAAGAGGUACCUACGUUGAAGGUUGCAUAUCCUCGCCUCGGACAAGAAACGGCGGAUGAUCCUUUCACUCCUAUUAGUUCGGCAUUUUCUCCCAAGGAUUCAGACAAAGGCAUAUACCUACACUCUUCGGGCUCAACUGGAUUCCCCAAACCCAUACUGUUUACUCAUCAAAUAAUCAAAGACGAUGCUUCUCUACUGUACAUUCGCAAGAUGCGCGAGGUCUUUGGCAACUCAAUAAUAAACGGGGGUCUAGCUCUUCCUACAUUCCAUAUGAUGGGCUUUUGUACUCACAUAUUAUUCCCCUUGUACGGGCUUAUAACGACCGGAGUUUUUGCACCGACUGUGACGCAGGCCGACGCAGUACCAGUUGUUGGCACGGCAGAAACUGUUCUGGAAGCAGCAAAAAUCAUCAAACCCAUAUGCAUGAUCAUUCCACCAACCUUUUUCAACAGUUGGGCCCAGUCAGACGAUGCUGUGGCAUUCUUCCGAACGAUGCGUAACCUGAGUUUCGGUGGAGGACCUAUCGCCCCAAGUGUCGCUGAGUCGCUUAUUGCCAGGGGAGUACCCGUAAGCGCUGGGUAUGGGGGCACCGAAUUUGGUGUGGUAUCCGAAUUGCGCGUUGAUAAUGCCGAAACAUGGCAGUAUUUCGAAUUCAGAGAUAGAACUAAUAUUCGAUGGGUAGCUCAAGGGGAUGGCACUUUCGAGGCUCAAUUUUUGACGUGCAAAACGCACCAUCUCGCUGUGGAGAACCUUACAGACACUCGUGGCUAUGCCACUUCGGACUUGUUUGAACCUCAUCCCACUAUUCCGAACCUUUGGAAGAUUGUUGGGCGUAUUGACGAUGUUAUAAUCCAUUCAAAUGGCGAAAAAACAGUUCCGGAACCAAUUGAGUCCAUUGUCUCUGCGAAUCCUUUAAUCAAUGGAGCGGUCAUGUUCGGCAGACAGCGUGAUCAACCAGGAAUCAUAUUGGAGCCUUUGCCGGGCUACUGGAUCGACGCCAAAAACGAUGCUGAGGUAUCGAAGUUUAGGAAUCUCGUCUGGCCGGCGAUAGAAGAGGCGAACAAGAUUGCUCCUUCUUUCAGUCGAAUUUUUAAAGAGAUGAUUCUCAUCGUCAAUCCCGAAAAACCUCUGCCUCGUGUAGGAAAAGGCACAGUCGCAAAAAAAGCGGCGCUGGCAUUAUACGAGACCGAGAUCAACGAGUUAUACGAUACCGUUGAAUCAAACUCUGGAGGCGACUCUAUCGAGCCACCAAAAAGCUGGAAUGCAUCUGAUGUAGAGACUUGGCUUAUUAACCAAAUUUCCGAUAUUCUUUCGGUGGAAGCUCUUUCCGUCACCGGGGAUUUAUUCGAGCAAGGAUUAGAUAGUCUCUCUUCCACUAUACUCCGCCUUCGUUUCGUUAGCGCUCUCCGAAAAUCUGGAUUUGCAUCACUUGUGGCUACAAUCACUCAGAACAUUGUCUACAGUUAUCCGACAAUUUCUCAGCUUACAGAUGCCAUACUCAAUAUCGUCGCCAAUCCUAAUGACCAAACCAAGAGCGAAAAGACCCAUGAAGCACUAAUGGAGGAAAUGAUCUCCAAAUACUCGCAAGGCCUGGAUGUGCCACUUCCACAGUCCGCCACUUCAAUAAACCCAACUCAGCAAUAUGUUCUACUUACAGGAUCUACCGGAAAUCUUGGAGCCCAGUUAUUAGAGUCUUUGCUUUCGAAAGACUCCGUAGUCCGUGUUUAUGCUCUGAAUAGACCAUCCACUAGAGCGUCGAUGUAUGAAAGGCAUCGCGCACGGUUCGAAGAUAAGGCUCUCGAUAUAUCUCUGUUGUCAUCACCUAAGCUGGUCUUCCUGGCUGGAGAGACUUCGCACGAUGACCUCGAUUUACCAGGAAAUAUACUGAAAGAACUCCGUCAAAACUUGACUAUGAUUAUUCACAAUGCUUGGAGACUCGACUUCAAUCUUUCACUCGCCUCUUUCGAGUCGCAUGUGAAAGGCUCUCGAAUUUUAAUGGACCUUGGUCGCUCCAGCCGCCAUUCCUCUUCAAUUAAAUUCUUGUUCACGUCGUCGAUUGGUUCAACUCAGUCGUGGGAUGCCCAAUCGCUGGGCCCAUAUCCUGAAGAGGUUGUGAUGGAUGCAAAGUAUGCUGUCGGAGGUGGCUACGGAGAGAGCAAAUAUGUCACGGAACGGAUACUUGCAAAGAGUGGUCUUCAAGCAACUUCGUUCAGGAUUGGUCAAGUAACUGGUGGCGCACCGAACGGAGCGUGGGCAAUAACAGACUGGGUUCCAAUUAUCGUGAAAUCAAGUCUUACUUUGGGCGUGCUUCCCGAUGCUUUUGGAGUUGUUUCAUGGGUCCCAAUGGACGCCGUGUGUAAUGCUCUUCUCGAUGUCGGAUUUACUUCUGAGCCAGCGCCCAUGGCCGUAAAUGUUGUGCACCCGAAGUCUGUCCCCUGGACUUCAGUAAUUCAAAACGUCCAGGUUUCCCUCAUUGAACAAAAGCAUCUUUCUCCCGAUGCGCUUCCGCUAGUACCCUAUCAUGAUUGGGUUGCCGCAGUUGAAAAGUAUGCAAAGAAUCCAACGGAAGCAGAUACUCAGAACAUUCCCGCUGUGAAGUUACUCGAGUUCCUUUCGCAACAAGCCGCUGUAGAUGAUGCACUCAGACAGUCCAACCAAAGUACGAUGGAAAGCGCUGGUCUCACUCAGCUGAGCACGGAAAAGCUCGAGAGACUGAGUAAGAGUAUGAAGGCGCUCAAACCCUUGGAUGCUACCCUCGUACAAAAAUGGGUCAGUUAUUGGGUAGCUGCGGGCUUUUGA